AUGGUCUUUUCCAUCGCCGCCGACAUGGCCAGUCAAGUCUCUGCCGCAGCUGCGGCCCAGGGCCAUCACCAACCGCCUACCCUGGCCCAGGAACAAGAACAAUGGUUCAAAACUCUUGACGCGUAUAAGAGGCGCUUCGAGGCCCAGAAAGAGACGCUAAAGAAGUCAAUGCUGCAUGACCAACAGAACCUCUGCCACGAUCUAGACGAUCAAGCCCGUUAUAUCGAGUCACAAAGUCUCAGUCGGCACGCUUACGAAAUUUUCCAGAGGAACCAAACUGAGAUCCGGACCCACCGGCUCACCGAGCGCAAGCAAGCUUAUGACCAGAAGCUACAGGACUUGGAAAAGCAGGAAAAGGACCUGUACUUUCAACACCACUUGAUCUUCCCGGUGCCGGGGGGCUCAUCGUCACGGAAUGCUGCCAACGGACCCUCUGCCACAACGCUUGCGGCGUCAGCAAGCCGAGCUCAAACGCCGUCCACGCAUCCGCAAGCCGCGGUGCCUCAUCCUCAAAGACCGAAUAUCCAGGCCGCCAACAGCGCAAACUCCGCGCCAAUGCCUUCGCAGCAAAACCACUCAUGGCAAGGCUACAAUCAACACCCUCAACAUGCUUCUCCACACAGGCAUGCGAGCAUCAGCAUGUAUCAGCAGGCUAGGCCGAUGGUUCAACCAGUCGAGGCCCCUCCUCGCAUGUUGCCGUCGAACGGACGCGCACCAAUCUUGGGCAACGGGAUACCCGGAGCCUCCCAGGGCUCGACCGCAACGUCGGGCUAUGGCCAACCCGGCGGAAGCCCUCAUUUCGCCAGUGCUGUCGAAGCCGGCCGCGGAACGCGUGUCGCCAUCCCGCCGAUGACCCAGACAAUUCAGACUGCUCGAGACGAUAGAACGCACAUGACUAGGAACGGUGUCAAUAUUCUUUUGGGUCGGCAAGACGACUUGGCGAGACAGCUCCAGCCUGAUCCUCAUCGACAGCUGAAGCGGAAAUCCGAGGAUCUGGGUUCUAAUCCAGACGAUCCUAACUUGAAGCGUGCGAGGACAGGCACUCCCCAGUCUAUUGCACAGUACACCAUUACAUUCAACGAGGUCUACCAGGACGGAAAGGCCGAGUUCAAGCACACUAUUGUCAAGUUUGAGGACAUCUUCUAUAUCCUCAAAUGCGACGAACACGGCGUUCAUUUCAAGCAGAACGCAUUGCCAGCAGCAGCUAAGCACCUGCACGGGGCUUCGCAUAACCACCAGAAGAAGGAACACCGCAUAGCGCUCCGCACUAUCGGGUUCCACGUCGUUGACUGCACUGACGAGUUGAUGAGGCUGAACAACGAUGUCGUUAAGAAGGCUUUCGAAAAUGGGUAUAAGCCCCUCAACCAAUUGCAUGGCCCAAAAUCCGGCGGCAAGCGUUACUCGGCCGGCGAAGCCUCCAAAGAGUCAACAGAAACUCCCUCGACCGCGGGAGCGAAGCUCACACAGAGCCCAGAGCUCGUGAGGCCAGACACGACGCAGUACAUCACGAAUCCCGAACCCGGACAGCUUUAUCAGGCCAGGUGGGCCAACCACAAGAUGUACGUAGUUGCCGCUGUCGGCUGGAAGGAUUUGCAAUGUUGUGGGUGGGGAGAGAAGUUCUGUGACCUCCUGCUGUACAAGGACAAGAACAGACCAGCCUGCUUCGUGUACGACGAAGAAGGCAUUGCCGGCUGGGCUGAAGGGUAUCGCGAUGGCGAACCGGGCGUCUUAAAGAGAGAAGUCCCCGUUCUGUGGUUCGAGCCUAAGGGACCCAACCGUCUUGGGUGGGUGAGCGUCCAACAGCUGAAACCUUUCCUGCUAGACGACCCGACCCGACCGUCCAAUCCCGACGCUUCGCAGAACAAGGCUCGGCAAUUUUAUGCGGAAGUCCGCGGGUACAGCUCGUUUGAGGACUUGUUGAUGGCGGCGGAUCAGGAAGGCCAGGCAUCUAGGGGAGAGAUACCGGCACCUCAACUGCCGUCUUCCGCAUCGGAUUCCGAGUCUUCCGCGCACGACGUCGACAUGUACGAUUUCGGCGACAAUCCACCCAAGCUCGAUGAUUCGGAUGAUGAGGAUUACGUGGAGAACAAGGGACGCGGCAAGGACUCUGAUCACGAGAUGGCCGACGCCAACUCUUCCAAGUCGCCGCAGCCUCUCAGACGGAGCACUCAAGAGGUGCGUCCUUCUUCAAGGCUGAGCGACAGUUCGGCGUUUGGCAGAUCUGCCGCGGGUGCUAGGACGCGGUCGUCUGCGAAGAAGGACGCCCCCGUCAGAGACAUCGAGGACGUGGAGAUGGGCGAUACGCAGCAGACGCCCUCAAAGACGCGUCAUGUCGAAAAUCUGGAAACGACAACACCUGGCAACGGUGCAAUCGAGGUAGCGGUCCCUAAGAUCGCACUUGGUACACCUGUCACUCCAAGACCCGAGAAUGGCGGGACGCAAACAGCCCAGGGCGCCCAGGGAGACUUCAGUUCUACGGCGGCGGAGGGAGGAAACCCAGGCGCUUCUCAGAACGGUGGCCAGAUCACCAUCCCACGGGAGAAGUCACUCUCGGUCGCGGCAACCGGGAAUGGAGAAGGAAGCAGUGCUUCAAAGUCACCUAGUUUGGAAAGAGAAGUGCCCAAGAUCAGCCCCAAGCUGCAAGUGGCCAACCUUCUGAACAGUGCCGGCCCUGAGAAGGAGAAGACCAAGGAGCAGGUGUCAUCUAGCGAGAAAGAAUCCUCGGUUGAUCAACGGCGGCCAUCACCCUCACAAGGGCAUGCUUCCACAGAGCCACCGCCUCUCAGGCACCCUUUACCGGCUAAGCCGCUCGUACAUCCCUUGCCUGCAAAACCGCCCGUCCUGGUCGAACCGAAGCAACAGCAUAACUCUCCAGCAACGACAACAAAUGUGCCCCAGAAGCCCGAAGCAAGCAGGUCGACCGGUACUGUCGACGCCACCGUCAACUCGGAUGCGGCGAAGGAGUUGAGCAUUGAAGUGGCGUCUCGUACGUUGGAAGCUCUCAACGGCCAGAAUGGUGACACGAGCAAGCAACCGUCGCCAUUGGAAACCCCUCGCAGCGGAAGCGUAGAGAGCGCAACUCGUCGAUCUGACCCGCGAAUGAGCAUUAGCAGUGCUCUCGACGAUCAGAAGGCGACGACUGGCAACGGGGUUGCAUCUGGUAGCAACACGCCUAGGAUCCUGAAUCUGGCAAACGACGACCGAUGGCGGGCAGUUAGGAACUCAGAAUCGCCCAUGAUCACACCAGCCACGAUCAGAUCUCCUCUGGACCGUAGCGCGGCGGCAUCUCCGGUGGGCGGAGUCAGCAAGAGCGCGGAAACGUUUUCGAUUGACGUGGCAAGCUUCUCUGAAGGCGAUAAGAAGUGGGACGAGCAGGGCAGCAAGUUUCUUCACUUCUACAUCGAAGACGAUGCCCGGGGAGUUGCGCGUUCUCGAGCGGCAGACGGCGUUGAGGCAAUUCUAGAUGCGCAGCAAGUCAAGGCCGCGCAACAAGAGAAGACGAUGGUCAAGCUGGUACUGAAGACGGGUGGUGAGCAGCUUUUCAAGUUUGCAACCAAUUCGGUGACGGGAAGCAUGCGGGGAGGAUUGCCGCAAGCAUCGAAGUUUUAUCGUUGGGUAACUGGGAAGAACAUGGAGAUUGAGCAUUUAGGGUAA
This is a messenger RNA of Colletotrichum karsti, 3654 nucleotides long. RefSeq lists its product as uncharacterized. Bases 1 to 3654 code for a protein of 1217 amino acids. Lineage: Eukaryota; Fungi; Ascomycota; Sordariomycetes; Glomerellales; Glomerellaceae. The transcript has 2 exons. The record is from RefSeq and is a predicted model, not a curated record.